Messenger RNA from Zingiber officinale, 1808 nucleotides. RefSeq lists its product as uncharacterized. Lineage: Eukaryota; Viridiplantae; Streptophyta; Magnoliopsida; Zingiberales; Zingiberaceae. Bases 263 to 1795 code for a protein of 510 amino acids. Gene Ontology annotation, molecular function: DNA binding. The record is from RefSeq and is a predicted model, not a curated record. The transcript is spliced from 2 exons.
CUCCCUGUGCGUCCGGUGUGCGUCGACCGGCACUGUGACUGACUUCGAUUAAAGGUACGCCACCAUCCGCCUCUGUCCCUUCUCCAUCUAUCUCAUCUGUGGGUCUCUGUUCUUUACUUCUUUGGCCGUCUCUGUCCCGUCUGCAUCUCUGAAGGUUGUUGGCCACGUCUGUGGUUCGCGAGCUGCUGUUGCAGAGUUGCAGUGUCGUUGGUGAAGCUGAAGCUGCGUGGUGGUGUUCUUGUUCUUCUUUAAUUUCACGAAAAUGAGUAGAGAAGCUAGUGUUGGUGGGUCUGGUGAAGCAAGCUCCAAUAGUGGUGCAGCCACUCCAAGCGUAGCUUCCACAACUAGUGGAACUUCAGAUUCCAAAAGAUUGGCAGUGAAUGCUCCUGGAAAUAGAUCUGAUCCAGGUUGGAAACAUGGAAUUGCAGUUGAUGAAAAUCCAAAGAAAGUGCAAUGCAAAUACUGUCAAAAGGUGAUAAAUGGAGGGAUUUAUAGACUCAAGCAUCAUUUGGCAGGAACACAAAAGGAUGUUGGAGCAUGCAAGGCUGUUAGUGAUGAUGUAAGGAAGGAAAUGUGGAAAAUUGUAUCCUCAUUGCAAGAAAAUUUAAUAAAGAGGGCAAAGGAGAUUGAAGGAAGAUCAAGUGAUUCAAGUCCUCUUGGCCAAUAUGAAGAUGAGGAGGUGGAGGGUGCAAAAAGACAAAGGCAAGAAAUUGCAAAGAAUCCUGCUGAUCUAUUCAAGAAAAGGGAUGUGAGUAGUCAAACUACCAUCAAUGGCAUUUUCAAGAAGAAUUUGAGGGAGGAAGCUUGCCAAGGGAUUGUCUCUUUUUUCUACAAUAAUGUUAUACCUUUUCAUGUGGCAAAAAGUGAUGAAUUCAAGAAGAUGCUAGACUUGGUUGCAAGACAUGGUAUUGGCUUUAAGCCUCCAUCCUACCAUGAGAUUAGAGUCAAGUAUUUGAAACAACAAGUUGAUUGCACCAAAGAAGUUAUAGAGCAGCACAAAGCAUUUUGGAAGAAAAUGGGAUGCACAAUUAUGACUGAUGGGUGGACAUAUAAGAGGAGGAGGACUAUAUUAAACUUCUUGGUUAAUAGUCCUAUGGGAACCAUUUUUUUGAAGUCAAUUGAUGCAUCUGAUAUAUCUAAAACAGCUGACAAGAUUUUCAAGUUGAUGGAUGAAAUUGUUGAAGAAGUUGGUGAAGAGAAUGUAGUGCAAAUUGUCACAGACAAUGCAGCAAACUACAAAGCAGCCGGGGAGAUGUUGAUGGGGAAGAGAAAGAGGCUAUAUUGGACGCCUUGUGCAGCUCAUUGCAUCGAUUUAAUGUUGGAGGAUUUUGAAAAAAAGAUACCAAUACAUAAAGAGACAAUUGCACGAGGUAAAAAGAUCACAACUUACAUCUAUUCAAGGACUGCGCUUAUUUCUCUAUUGCAUCAUUUUACCAAAGAAAAGGAUUUGAUUAGACCAGCCACUACCCGUUUUGCCACAUCUUACUUGACUUUGGGUUGCUUGAAUGACAAUAAGGGAGCAUUGAUUAGAAUGUUUACAUCCAAAGAAUGGAAAUCUAGUCAAUUUGCAAAGACUAAAGAUGGAAAGGUUAUUGAAAAUGUGGUAAUGGAUAAGGACUUCUGGAAAAGCAUUAUUACAUGCUUGAGGAGUGCUUAUCCUUUGAUCAAAGUCCUUCGUUUGGUAGACUCAGAUGAGAAGCCUGCCAUGGGGUUCAUUUAUGAGGAAAUGGACAGGGCCAAAGAAAAGAUACAAGCUGCCUUUAAUGGUAUUAAGAAAAGUUACUUGCCUCUAUGAGAAAUUAUAGAUG